AUGGCUGCUUCAAUGACACACUUGGCCACGGCCAGCAUGGCCAGCGCCUCCACUGUUCCCUCCGGGUUCAGCGUCUAUGACAAUGCCUUCUACAAGGUCCUCGGCUCAGCUCCAAAGCUUGAGGUGAUCCAUGAGAACCAAUCCUACCCCUUCGCCCACGAGGCAAGCGUGUACAUCCCGUCCUCGGAGACUCUCUUCAUGUCAAGCAACAGCUUCACGGACCCAGUCACCGGCGAGAAGACAAUCAAAAUCACCAAAGCCAGUGUGAGCGAGAAUCCCGUAACCGCGGAGAUCAUCAACACGACCGUUCCCAUGCCCAACGGCGGUGUCAACCACGGUGCCGGUAUCCUCUGGACUGGCCAGGGUACCAUGAACUCGACUGGUGGACUGUUCCAGAUGUCCGUACAGCCACCGUACAAGGCCGAGCUUGUUGUUGGUGGUUUCUACGGCCGCCAGUUCAAUUCGCUGAAUGAUGUCGUAGUGAACAGUGAUGGGUCUUAUUGGUUCACUGACCCCAUUUAUGGCUGGCGCCAGGGUCUUAGGCCUCAGCCCAAGCUGCCGAACCAGGUGUAUCGGUAUGAUCCAGCUACUAGGAAUGUGCGCGUUAUUGCGGAUGGCUUUGGGAGGCCGAAUGGCAUUACUUUCUCGCCUGAUGAGAAAACUGUAUAUAUCACCGAUACUGCGGAGACUAAUGGUGAUGGUUCGACGGAUAAGAUGUUGGCUGCUACUAUCUACGCGCUUGACGUGAUCAAGGUCAAUGGGGAGCCUUUCCUGACCAACCGUCGUGUCUUUGCCAUGCCAGGUGAUGGAAUCCCUGAUGGCGUCAAGGUCGAUAUGGAUGGUAACGUCUAUGCUGGUUGCGGUGACGGUGUCAAUGUCUGGUCGGCUGGCGGUGUCUUGCUCGGCAAGAUCCUGAUUGAGGAUGGUACGUCGAAUUUCUCGUUCGGCAAGAACGGCACAAUGUUCAUUUUGAACGAGAACAAGCUCUGGAGGGCGCAAUUGAACAAGAAGGUUCACGGCAACCUUUUCUAG
This is a messenger RNA of Penicillium atrosanguineum, 1032 nucleotides long. RefSeq names its product SMP-30/gluconolactonase/LRE family protein. Lineage: Eukaryota; Fungi; Ascomycota; Eurotiomycetes; Eurotiales; Aspergillaceae. The coding region runs from base 1 to 1032 and encodes 343 amino acids. The transcript is spliced from 2 exons. The record is from RefSeq and is a predicted model, not a curated record.